Molecule: messenger RNA, 363 nt
Organism: Podarcis lilfordi (Lilford's wall lizard)
Lineage: Eukaryota; Metazoa; Chordata; Lepidosauria; Squamata; Lacertidae
Source: the annotation of a GenBank genome assembly
AUGGCUUUAAAAACAAUAAGCUGGAAUGUCAAUGGUUUGAACAAUAAAAAUAAGAGGAAUCAGAUUGCACAUGUAUUGUUGAAAAAGAAUUGGGAUUUAAUUUGUCUUCAAGAAACGCAUGUUAUAGGAAAACACAAGAGAGUAUUAAGUAAUAAGAGAUUGGGAUUGGACUUUGUGACCUCCGACAAGGUUAAGAAAAGAGGGGUAGUAAUUUAUAUAAAGGAAAAAUAUGACCCGCAACUACUGUAUAAAGAUGAACAUGGGAGAGUAGUGGUGGUACAGAUGGUGUUUCAUGGAGAAAAUCUAGUUGUGGUUGGAAUAUACGCCCGAAUGAGAAAAAAUCAGCUUUCUUUUUGGAAUUAG